Saccostrea echinata is the source of this 1941-nucleotide messenger RNA. RefSeq names its product integral membrane protein GPR180-like. The transcript is spliced from 9 exons. Bases 123 to 1469 code for a protein of 448 amino acids. NCBI's taxonomy places the organism in Eukaryota, Metazoa, Mollusca, Bivalvia, Ostreida, Ostreidae. Gene Ontology annotation, biological process: G protein-coupled receptor signaling pathway; response to pheromone. The record is from RefSeq and is a predicted model, not a curated record.
AAACUGUCCACGUUGGGCUGUCGAAGGCAGACGCCGGUUUAUAUUCACAGCUGGAGAUCGAAAAUAAAAAAAACCCACAGCGCACUGUUUUAAUUCAGAAAGGAUAGGAACGCAAACAUGAAAUGAGACCAAGAUGCAUCACAACUUCAAGAAAGAAAAUGAGAAUUUUGUUAUGUAUUUUUAUUCUUUAUCAAAUAUCAGACAAUGACAGUUAUAAAUGUCAAGCUAAAACGGUAGCGGGGGCAUUUUCUUCAGUAGCUGCACAGAGAGGAUGGGGGAUGUACGUGACAACGUUUUGUUUUCACGGGAAUGCCUUGAUAAAUUACACCUUGGAGGCUGAAGAGGGAAUGUUAGUGGAGUAUAAACCACAGUUGUUACUCUUCACAAAACAAGACUUAGAAGAUCUGGAGGAGGAAGACUGUUCAGAAAAACUCAGCAGGGCUUCAUUUACUUUUGAGCUGAGAAAUUCAACAGGAAACCUGAGUGUUAAUGCCCCGACCAACCCACACUUGUACCAUGUCAUGUAUGGGGACCAGUUAACCUGUCUGGAUACAGACUCAAAUGAGGACUCAGAUUCCAGUAUGUUCAGGUUCAGAAUCCAGUUGCUAAAUCCAGACAGUCUGGGAAAUCCAACUGAACACUUUGGAGAUGAUGAAACUGGUCUCUUGCGGUUCUAUCAGCUGCUGACCCUGGCAUACUUUGUACUAGGCUGUAUAUUUGCUCCUCGACUCUACGAGACUCUGAGUAAGGGGGGACCCAUGCAGCUUGUGAUUAUACUUCUUACUGUCUCAACUUGUCUACAGGCCACAGGGACAUUUAUCAUGAUGAUACACCUGGCCAGAUAUUCCAAGGAUGGAAUGGGAUCUGCAGCCAUUGAGUUCUUUGCAGAGUUCUUUGAUGUGUUAUCCCAGUUUGCUAUGCUGUACAUGCUCCUGAGUCUCAGUCUGGGCUGGACACUGGGCACCUCCUACAGAUUUGCACACCUACAGAUGGUCAGUCGUAAACCAGCAGCUAAAGUUGUAGGUGUACUUGGAAUUGUUCAGGCUGUUUUGUUUGUUUGGGAGCAGAUUCAGGACAGUGACCACAGGAUGUACCACGCACAUCGCAGCUUUGCGGGAAUAGCCCUAGUCAUUUUGCGGAUCCUGCUGGCAGCUUUAUUUGCAUGGAAUCUGAAUGUAACUGUGUCUUCAGAACGCAGCGCUCUACGACGAGAAUUUUAUAAAUCAUUUACAAAGAGCUGUAUGCUUUGGUUUUUAUGCUAUCCACUUUUAGUUGUCCUGUCCUGGAUAUUCUAUGAAUAUCUUCGUUAUAAGCUAAUCACUAUGGGCGUGGUCUUAUGUCAGUGCUGUGCUGUGGGCAUGUUGUACAAAUUGUUCUUCUCUAGAAGCCUGUACUGGGAAAUAUCUGCACUCUCCAGCACACUUCCACUGAGAAUGGACAGAACUUUAGGACAUAAACUGUACUCCUGACCAAUCUUUUGGUCAUUCACUGUAGUCCUUAUCAAACUUCAGGACAUAGAUUGUAUUUUUGUCAGGUUUUGUGCUUGAAUUUUUUUUAAUAUGUGCCUGUAUUUAUUGCAUUAAAGAGAGACAUUUUUGGUCAAGGGCUUUGGGUAGCAUUUUUCUUUCAAAAAAUGAAGCUUAAUGCACUUCACAUUUCUUUCUUAAUGUUUUUGUGCUUUGUUAUAAAAUUAUAUACCUGAUCAGAUACAUGUGUAUCAAAUGCUUAUUUAAAAUUUGAGAACAGCAGUCUGCCAAAUACAAAUUGAAAUAUAUUUUGAUACAUGUACAUGUAUACAAUGAUGUGCACACUUAAUUAUGCAUUAAAAAAGAAUCAUAUUACUUUUCUACAUGAAAUGGGUAAAACUUGAAGUGCAUAGUAUCUGUAAAUUAAUGUUGCUUAAAUUUCAUUAAUGGCAUGCAUCUAAUUUAUAUUUAAUAC